UACCACAAUACCACCAUAACAAUUUUCAAAAAAUAAAAAUCAAAUGAAAUUGGUCUCUCCGUGUUUCUUCACGUCUUCGCCGACAUCACCUCCUUACUUCCUUUAACCACUUUUGCCACAACCACAACCCACAAACAUCUCAAUAACUUUAACCUUUCGAAUAUCGAUCUCCAUAACUUUAAUUUUCCAAUUUUCAAAAACCCUAACCCUAAUUUUCCCCCAAAUUCUUUCCCAAUAAUCAAUCGUCAUGCUUCUUUCUCCAGGACAUUCACCUCGUCAUCUCUCUUCUCCAUCUCCUUCUCUCUCCUCUGCUGCCGAUAAUGCUCCAUCUUCUUCUCAACUAAAACCCCCCAAAAAAUCACCCAAAGUUCUCGACGAAGAUAGCUAUGUCGCUGCAAUCGAAAAAAUUAUCGAACGUGACUUCUUCCCUGAUAUUCCGAAGCUUCGCGAUCGUCUUGAUUGGCUUGAAGCUGUCAAAACUAGAGAUCCUGUUCAGAUUCGCGAUGCGCAAUUGAAGAUUCUUGAACGUCAUCGUGGUUCAAAUUUCAAUCCUAAUGAAGGUAAAAUUAAAACUCCUGGGUCAACGUUUUUUCGCAAUUCUGUUACUCCUUGUGAAUUUGAGCGAACACCUUCUGUAAUUGAUGCGAAUUCGAGUAAUGCUGGGAAUCAUGGGGAAACUUCUGGGGUAGGUGUUGAUGUUUCUUUGAGUUUGGAUCAGUUUUUUAGGAGGUAUACUAGUGAAGAUAAUGACAGUUUUAAUCAAAUUAUUGAAAAAGUUAAUAGGAAGAGGAAAGAACGAUAUGAUUAUUUGCUGGAAGGUGAAAAAUCUGAUAAGAUUGAGGAUGUUAAGAGGGAUAGGAUUACUGAUGGGUAUGGAACAUCAGAUCAGCCAACAAGUACUUUGGAAGGAUGGAAUUAUUCUGCUAAGAAUUUGCUUAUGUACCAUCCUGCUGAUAGGGGGGAAGCGCCAUUGACAGAGGAAGAGAGGGCGGCGAGGUUGAAGGGUUUGACAAAGGAGAUUGAUCGUUAUAAUACUCGGUUUCAUGGGAAAAUGUUGGAUUCUGGACCGAAAGACGAGGGUGAGAUUGAGGUUCUUUAUACUACUUUGGCAGGGGGUACGCCUGUGAUUUCUGGUAGGGAUAGGGAUCAGACUAAGAAGUAUGAUUUGGAGGAUUUGAGGAAGACUCCGAAUCAGUUUUACGUGGAGUCAGAAAAAAAGGCUAGCAAUGGUUAUAGCUUUGUGAAGACACCGUCACCUGCUCCAGGGGUGGAUGAAUCACCGUUUAUUACUUGGGGUGAAAUUGAAGGCACUCCUUUAAGAUUAGAGCAGGAGGACACACCGCUUGAUAUUGGAGGUAGUGGUGAGGGUGCACACUUUAAGAUUCCAUUGCCGCCUUCUAGAGAUUUAAAGGCUCAUUCUUUGUCAAGAGAGGCUGCUCGUAAGUUGAAGCAACGGUCAAGGAUGUAUGAGAAACCACCAUUGCCUUCACCCAUGAGGAGUGGAAGUGCUAGCCCUAGUGUAAGGAAUUUUUCUCCUGCUGCUCAAAAGUUUAUGAGGAACGCAAUGGCUAAGUCAUCUUCUUCUGUUGAUGAAUCUCUGCGUGCUAGUUAUCGAGGCAACAGCCCUGGCCUGGGUACUCCUAAAUCAGGAAGGAGUGUGUCUAGGCUUGCAAGAGAUACAACCUUUGAUUCUAGGUCUCCUUCUGUGAGAGAGGGUUCUAAUCUUCCUUGAUGAUUUGCGGAUUGGCAUUUGUUGAUUGGCUUAUAGGAAGUAGGACAACUGCUUAAAGUAAUGAGUUCCAUUGUACUUCACACCUUACGUAUGGACACCUCUUUUACACUAUCAUCUGUAAUAUUGUGAUUUCCCGUGAUUCCAUGAAAUACAAGUUCUGAUUCUCUUG
Messenger RNA from Amaranthus tricolor (Joseph's coat), 1901 nucleotides. RefSeq lists its product as uncharacterized. The record is from RefSeq and is a predicted model, not a curated record. NCBI's taxonomy places the organism in Eukaryota, Viridiplantae, Streptophyta, Magnoliopsida, Caryophyllales, Amaranthaceae. Gene Ontology annotation, cellular component: catalytic step 2 spliceosome. The transcript has a single exon. The coding region runs from base 248 to 1732 and encodes 494 amino acids.